Mesorhabditis spiculigera is the source of this 1416-nucleotide messenger RNA. The record is from the annotation of a GenBank genome assembly. NCBI's taxonomy places the organism in Eukaryota, Metazoa, Nematoda, Chromadorea, Rhabditida, Rhabditidae.
AUGCCGCGGACGCGGUCAACGGAUGGUCUACGCCCUUUUCUGCUCACCGUCAAGGAUCGACCCAAGCACGAGCACCACCGGCGAGGCAAUGGGCACCAACACGAGCGGGUUCGACUGUGCGCGCACGACCCGCUGCACACAUCUGGGUCGUCAGCCCCAGACGGCGGUCCCCGGUCGAGCCCGAUACGACCGAGCAGUGCACAGCGAUUAGCUGGUGGUCGCCCGGUCUCCCACUCGCUCACCGACGUCGAGCUACAGCCCAUAGCGCAUUCUGACAUCGCCAUGGGACCCCCGAUCUUCAACCGCAAUGCCAAUGCGGUGCGCGAUGUGGAGAGAUCAGAAUGCACGCGCCCCUCACAAUCCCAGCAGCCCUCCACCUCAUCGGCGCAAGAGCCCGAGCGCAAGCGGAAGUGGCAGCUGCACCAGGGGCGGAAUCGCUUCUUCUGUGAUGGCAAGUUGGUCACCUCGCGGCAAAACGGCGUCUUCGUCUUCACCAUCUUUGCCAUCUCCACGUCGCUGACGCUAUUCUUUAUUUUUGAGGGCCCGUUCCUCUGCAAAGAAGUGUCGGUGGCCGUGCCGAUCGUCGUCGCCCUGCUCUCCAUAUUCAACAUCAUCAAUUUGUUCAGAGUCUCGUUCAUGGACCCCGGCAUCAUCCCGCGGGCCACGAAUCUCGAGGUGAUCGAGGACGAGCGCCUGCAGCGGCUAGACAGAGCGACGGCCGAGGAUGCGGCUCGCGGCAUGCAGCGCACCAAGCAGGUCAUGCUCGGCGGCCAGAUGAUAAAGUUGAAAUACUGUACGACGUGCCGCAUCUUUCGGCCGCCACGCGCCUCCCAUUGCUCGGUGUGCGACAACUGCGUCGCCAACUUUGACCAUCAUUGCCCCUGGGUGGGUAACUGCGUCGGGUUGCGCAACUACCGCUACUUCUACUUCUUCGUCAUCUCCCUCGUGCUGUUGAUGUUCAUCUUUGCCGCCUGCUGCAUCACGCACAUCGUUAUGGAGAUCAAGCGACACCGGGGGCAGUUCAUCGAUGCUGUGCGUGUGACGCCAAUUUCAUUGGUGCUGUGCUGCAUCUUGGUCCCGGCGGCGUUCACGGUGAUCGGCCUCUCCGGCUUCCACACCUACCUGAUCGCGCGCAACACGACGACCAAUGAGGAUAUGAAGGGCACGUUCAAGCGACGGCCCAACGUCAAGAACCCCUUCAACACCGGCUCCAUCUGCAAGAAUUUCUGCGUGCGGUUGUGCACGGCUGACGCGCCGAGUAUGCUGGAUGCGACUGGCUGGGCCGACGAGCACCCUGGGCUGCAGCUCGAUGUCACAAAGUCGCCUGCCAACGGGCGAUCGCCGGCAGCGCCUGGGCGCGGACGCGACAAUGGAAUCUUCACCGUCACCAUCGACAACGAGACGGGGCUGCGGGUG